AUGCGUGGAUUCAUUGUUUUGUGUUUGACUGCCGUAGCUUUCGCUGCACCACAAGGUUAUAACUACAAUCCAACAGGUGCUGUGCAACAGACCACAGGUUUCGGUGGCAAUUAUGUUGCACCUUCAUCAAGUGGUUCAGCAGGUUUCUUUCAAGGCGCCACCGGUGGCCAACAAGCUUUCUUCAGUCAGGGUUCAAGUAAUGUAGGCGUAUCACAUCACCAACAACAACAUCAUCAACAACAACAACAACAAGCUGUUGUGUCGAAACGCUUCUACAUUCACUCCGCACCUGAAGAUGGUGAAGAUGAGUACAAAGAACAACACAUCACCGUCGGUGUACCCAAGAAGAACUACAAUGUUGUGUUCAUCAAGGCGCCACAAAAGGCACACAAGAAGACUGCCAUCAAGAUCAGCCCAGCUGUUAAUGAAGAAAAGACUGUCAUUUAUGUGCUUAACAAGAAAGCUGACUCCUCCGAUAUCCAAGCUGAAGUUAUUGAACACGCCAGCCCAACCAGCAAACCUGAAGUAUUCUUCAUUAAAUACAAGACUGCCGAAGAAGCUGCUCAUGCUCAACAACAAAUCCAAGCUCAGUAUGAUGCUUUGGGAGGCAGCAGUCAAGUCACAGAUGAAGGUGUUGCUCCAGUUACCUCAGUCAUUGGUUCCUUGGGUGGUGACGCUGGUGCCGCUGGCGCUGGUGUUGCUGGUCAUGGUGGUGUUGCUACAGGUGUCGUAUCCAGUGGAUCGUUUGGUGGUGCUCAUGGCGUCGCUACGGGAUCACACUCAAGCAAUGCAUACUUACCACCAAAUUUCUAA
Teleopsis dalmanni is the source of this 813-nucleotide messenger RNA. RefSeq lists its product as uncharacterized. Lineage: Eukaryota; Metazoa; Arthropoda; Insecta; Diptera; Diopsidae. The record is from RefSeq and is a predicted model, not a curated record. The coding region runs from base 1 to 813 and encodes 270 amino acids. The transcript has 2 exons.